AUGUCGUCACAGAUUUCACGGAUUUCACAGGACUCGGAUGCCCCAGACGCGUCAGGUUGGUCGGCGUCGCUGUAUAAUAAAACAGCUUCGUUCGUCUAUUCGGCUGGAUUUGUCGCACCGGUCCUGAACCUACUCGCCGCGCAACCAGGAGAGCGUAUUUUGGACGUAGGUUGUGGGAGCGGAGAAGUCACGUUUGUAAUUGACAAGGUCGUUAGGCGACAGAAAGGAGGCCUGGUUGUAGGAGUGGAUUACAGCGAGAGCAUGAUCGAAAAGGCCAAGGCGAACGGAAUUGAACACGCGUUCAUUGGCGACGCGCAGGCUCUUCAGAUUCCGGAAGAGUUCCAGGAGCACGUUGGAAAGUUCGACGCGGUCUUCAGCAAUGCAACGUUGCAUUGGUGCAAACAAAAUCCAGCAGGGGUUCUUGAGGGCGUCAAGAAGGUCUUGAAGCCAGGAGGAAGAUUCGUCGCAGAGAUGGGCGGAUUUCUUAAUUGCAUCGGUACAGAUUUAUCGCUUUUUUGGCGGACAACUUUGCUAAAACUCGUGUUGUAUUCAGGAUUGCGGAUGGCUUUGUCUGAGGCAGUCCGUUCGCGUGGUCGAGACCCGAAGGUCUAUGAUCCUUGGUAUUUCCCAUCCGUUGAGGAUUAUACAAAGCUCCUGGUCGCAGCAAACUUCGAACCGAUCCAUAUCUCUUUGAACCCACGAUUCACGGAGAUACCUUCGGGUUUGUACGACUGGAUGAAGUUGUUCGCUCGAAACUCAUUCCUCAUCGAUUUUAACGAUGAAGAGGCCGAUGAAAUUAUGAAGGAAGUCGAGGAGAAAUGUCGCGUAGAUUGUCAAGAUGAAAGUGGGAGGUGGGCCUUGAUGUACGCCAGAUUGAGGUUCUCUGCUGUUCUGAAAUAA
This is a messenger RNA of Laccaria bicolor S238N-H82, 900 nucleotides long. RefSeq lists its product as uncharacterized. The record is from RefSeq and is a predicted model, not a curated record. The transcript has 3 exons. Lineage: Eukaryota; Fungi; Basidiomycota; Agaricomycetes; Agaricales; Hydnangiaceae. The coding region runs from base 1 to 900 and encodes 299 amino acids.